AGUAAAUAGCAUAUUCAAGAAAAUCCUGUAGGCCUAUACAUUCCAAUAAAAGCUUAUUCCAGUAAUAAAUAUAACCCAGAAAAUAGAAUUUGUGGUGAGGUAAUCUUUUUUAUUUAGGGCCUAAAGACCUAUAAGUGGUUCGCUGCCUACCAUAAUCUCGGCUCCAACUUUUCAAGACAAAUAUUUUCAUUCAGUGUUUCCAUUCUUAGAGAUGUUUUUUUUUUUCAGCGUCCCAGUGAUUCUGAUAAUUGUUUAUUUGAUCUGAACUCUUUUAAAGGUUGAAAUAGUAACAGGUCGAGUUAAUAUAAUGUCUACAUCAAGCAAACAGACAGGCAGAUAGAUAGACAGACACAACAUUUUCUGGCAUAUAGCCUACUAUAUGUCUAGGUAGCUAUAUAUUGGCGCUUUAAGGAUGCUUUUCCGUCUCUGUCAUCGACAGAGGUGGCUUGUCCACCUAGACGUGUGCGCGCUGUGGACUAAAAAAAAACGGUUGGAGCAGACUUGUGUUGGGGGAGGAAGAGUGAGUGAUUGGGGACGACUGUCAAGAGUUACAGCUUAGUAGUGCUCACACUGUCUGCCCUACCGACAAUGUUGUCAGUGAAUGGACUUUCGUGUUUGCUUCUACUAUUUGACGCACUUAUCUCAAACUCAUACACUUCGGCAUCGAGGAUAUCCAACGAGAGACCAGAGGAAAUGAAUCCACCUGCCACGGGGCUUGGGGUGAAGGAGCAUUUUCAGAUUGUUACACAGCACAAUAGACUGCGUAGUCGGGUCAGCCCUAUGGCCGCGAACAUGCAGAAAAUGGAGUGGAGUGAGCCGCUGGCUCUCCUAGCCAGGGAAUGGGCAGCCUCCUGCUCCCUGGACACUGCCGAACAGGAGCAGAGCCUGGGGCACGUGGGCUGGAACACCCAUCAGUCAGCUCACAGAGAAGCCUCCUUCACCGAGGUCAUCGACUCUUGGUUUCUCGAAGGCCGGGACUACGUCUACCUGGGCGGUCAGUGUAGGGAGAACAGCACCUGUCAACACUACACACAGCUGGUGUGGGCCACAUCCAGACACGUUGGCUGUGCUCAGCAUGUGUGCAGGAGAGGAGGCUCGCUUUGGGACCUGUUUGUGUGUGCCUACUCCCCCGGGGGGAACUGGGAGGUGAAUGGCCGGCCUGUGGGGCCCUACAAGGCUGGAGUCGAUUGCUCCCUCUGCACCUCCUCCAUGUCUGGCUGCUUCAGGCUCUGGAACCAUGUUGGGGGACUUUGUGAGAUUCCACGCAACCCGUGUCGGAUGAGCUGUGGGCAGCGCGGUCGUCUGAACAUCUCCUCGUGCCAGUGUCACUGUUCCCCCGGCAUCACCGGCCGCUUCUGCCAGGUGCGCUGUAGUGUCCAGUGUGUCCAUGGGCGGUACAGAGAGGAGGAGUGCUCGUGUCAGUGCAAUAUCGGCUACGGUGGAGCCCAGUGUGCUGAGAAGCUGCAGUUCCCCUACCACAGCUGUGAUGUGCAGAUUGAUGGAGAAUGCUUCAUGGUGUCUUCAGAGGCUGAGGCAUACUACCCAGCCAAGCUGCACUGUCAGGAGAGAGGGGGUAUUCUGGCUCAAAUCCACAAUCAAAAGGUUCAAGACAUCCUGGCCUUUUACCUCAGCCAGCUGGAGACCACCAAUGAGGUGACAGACCCUGACUUUGAGACGAGGAACUUCUGGAUAGGACUUACCUACAAGACCCUGAAGGACGCCUUUCGCUGGGACACUGGAGAGAGUCCUGCUUUCACCAGCUUUGCUUUUGGACAGCCUGAUAACCUAGGCUUUGGGAACUGUGUGGAGAUGCAGGCUGCCAGUGCCUUCAACUGGAACGAUCAGCGCUGCAAAACACGCAACAGAUACAUCUGCCAGUUUGCUCCGGAGCAUAUAGCGGUAUGGGAGAGAGGCCGGUGAGUAGACCUGUUACCAACAUGAAGAUCCAGAGGUGGGGGCAGUAAGGAGAGUUUCAUGAGAAUGAACCGCGCUGGACUGAGUCCCCUGUCUGCACUGCACUUCAGGUCAUCAACUCAAUACCCAGGGGCAACUGCUGAACCCCCAUUUGAAAUUUUCUUAAGGUGUGCGAUAAAGAGACAUACUAGGACAUGCGGUUGCUAAGACUCACAACCACCCUCACCACCCCCACACCUGCCCAACACCCACCCAUCCUCUCUUCUUUUGGAACUUGGCUCGGAGGACAGGCCCUAAUUUUUGUGUUUUACAGCAGUGAGCACACUCACUCACGCUCCCCCAUCCCUUUUCCUGGAUUCAUGUUUUGUGCAACUGCUGCAGUGGCUGUCUGAACAGGUUUGAGGGAUGGUGGGGUGGGGUUAGGGUCGGGGGAGAGGGGCGGCAAGUCUGGGUCCUUCUCCGCAGCUCUCCUCCAGCGUCUUCCAGCGUCUGGUCGUCUUCUUAUUCCAGCGGGUCUCAGCCCCCUCUAAAACCCAUACAUAUUAAUGGGACUGAUAAACACAUGGCGCAGACGCAGUGGAGCAGUCCACUGCCACCACGGGCUGGGGAGCUCUGUGCCUCUCUGUUUGUAUUUUUCCCCAUUUGUAUUUCAUUCCCACCAUCAUUCCUUCCUGUCCUCUGCCGCACUCUCCAGCUCUUGUUUCUAGUGGAUUCUCAGUUCCUGUUCACAUUUUCCAGUCUGCAGAGAUGGUAAGGGUACUGAGGUGUGAGGCUUAAGUUAAAUCACAGAUACCGUCAUUAGAAAGUCACUUGUAAAUCGAAAGUCUUCAUUUCCCAAACACUUCAUGGAGUUCAAGUUCAAGAUCUUAAGUCUGCCUCUUUUUGUGCACUUACUUAUCAAGGGAAAUGCUGUUAAGUAGAUGGUUGAUUAAUUUUGUUUUUGAUGAUUGCUAGUAUAUCUUAUAAUUUAAGUUUUUAAAGCUGUUAAAAAAGAAACACUGCAUAUGAAGGUUAUACCAAGUUAACUUAGUCCAUAUGGCAUACAGGUUGAUGUAUCAGUAAACAAAAACUGAAAACUCGCUAACACUCCAGUGACUCAGUCACAGACGUCUGUGUCCGGCCUCUAGACUACUGAGGGGGACAAGGCCUAACUUUUUUUUUUCUGAAACCCAAAACAUGAAAGUCAGCAUCAAGCUGUGUUGUAAAAAAAGGCACUAGCUGCAUUCUUUGUUGUCUGAAAUGUAACAAUGUUUUAUUCACUUUAUAUGAAGCAGCUUUUCAAGGUUUGCAGCUCACUUUUCCACGUUUGGGUUUGCAAAAUCAUUCUUUGAAAAAGACCUCCACCGAAAGCCGAUGCAACCAUGACCCAUCUAAGCUUCAGCGAGAAUAUCUCACACCUCUAGAGAGGAUUACGGGAUCCACAUUUUCCGCAGAAAAAACCCUCAAGUUGUCAGGAGUUCUCUUGUGUUUGCUCUAACUAUUCACGCUCAUCCGGAGAAUUGAUCCCAUCCUUUGUUCAACGCUCAAUCUCCUCCAUAUUGUCAUGUCGUGGUGUUCAGACCAAAUAUACAAUACUGUUAAUACUAAUUUGCCUAGUUAGACCAGACAUUAUAGUACUGUAAAACGCACUGAGAUGUCAUUGUAAUAUUUGAAAGCAGUUAAUCACGCUGCUGCUAGGCAACAAAGGAUUCCUUAAAUGAUCAAGGAAGUGGAGUAAGUGUCAAAGCAGCUUUUUCAGUCUUCUGCAAUCUGUUGUUUAGAUGGAAUUCUAUGCAAUUAGCCAUUUCUAGGAAUUUGUACAACAUGUAUAGUGUCUUAUUAGUAUGUUUCAUCUGUCUUCAUUUUGAAUACACCUGGUACUAUUAAAAAUAUGAAGAUGGUUUUUGCAUUUAGGGGGUUGUACAUUUAAGCCUGAUCAAUGUCAGACUGAUUACUGCUUCCCAGUCCAAUUUAUGAUUGAAUCAUUUCCAUGGCUACCACAGUGUACAGUGGUCUUACACUACCCAUAACUAUUAUGUCAAUAGCUAUUUAUUUUGUCAAUGUUCAUUUUAGUGUGAAGACUUUUGUUGUUUCUCAAACAAGACAAUAUUUGUUUUGGAGCCCUUCUAGACUGCAGAAGUGCUUCUACUGCAACUUGUACUAGAAUGCCUAUGGUUCUUAAUAAUGGUCAGGCCAUCAGGCAUAUGUGUCUCCUAGGGUUCUUGUUUAGCUGAACAGAGCUUUCAUUCAAUCUUCUUUUUUUGAGAUUUUCAUUUCCCAGAACACUUACUUCACCAAGGCAAUGUAACUUCACAAAAACCGACCAAGUACUGUCAUUAUGGCUUUUCGUAUCUGCCAAGAUAAUAUGUUCAACCAUAACGUCCUGCAGUAAAAAUGCUUCAUAUUCAGCCUACAGUCAUAUGACAUGAAUGUGAAAUGUCAUAUGACCCCAAAAAUAUCCUCCACCACAAUCAAAACAAAAAAAAGCUCCUUCCAAUUUGUUGCUUCCCUGGAGCUCGGCCACACAAAUAUUUACUGCUUCACUUCGUCUUCUUGGCUGCUGCCUUUAAUUAGAAUAGAUUGCACUUGUCCUCUGUGUCUCUCCCUGUGAACUGUGGCCAGCUGUUACAGCAGACAAAUAAAGUAGGCAGGAACCAACCCACAGCUAUUGAGCUCCAGACAAGUCAUUGGAGGAAGUAUGUAGAAGUAUGUGUGGUAUUCUUUUUUUUUUUCAUUAUGGUUUUUUUUAUCAUUAUUUAACGAUGCAAAGAAAUAUUUUUUAAAUACUGAGAGGGCCGCUGUCGUUUGUUAAUAGGAACCACAAGGAUGUGUUAAUUUGUUACAUUUCAAUGGUUACACAGAUUGAUUACACUAUAGUUAGAGAUUGUAACUUAAAAAUAAAAAGUCCUUGUCUAAUUAGCAAAAGCUUUGUAUCUUUAAUUGCAUGCUUUGAUUUUAAGUUUUGUCAUUUGUGGGGGUGACAUGAAUUAUUAUUCAUGAUAAGGUUGACUACAGCAAUAUAGCAGUUAUAGAGACUUUUUUGUGUUUUACUUUUUUUAAAUAACAUUUAUAAGUCAUCUCAGUGUAUGGACUCUAAUUUCCAGGUUCUCCUGCAGUCAGCAAUGGCUUGCAGUAAUUACCAGGUUCUCAAAUUACAUAAGGGGUAUAAAAGAAAGUAAAAUAAAAGAAAUCUUCUUUCAUUUAAGAAGAUAUUACAGCCACAUUAUCAUCCUCAAAGUAAAGCAUUUGUGAUAAUGAUGGAGAAGUAUUCUUUAGUAAUAAUUGGAAAGGUGUGUUUGUGUGUGAAUAUGUAUUUCUAUUCUUUUGCAUUUUCCGUGUUGUGAAUUAAUCAAAAUCCUCAGCCAAGCUGUGGACAGCUCUACCCUGCCUGUUGCGUGGCCCCUGUGCGCAGCUGUGCGGUGGGUGUCCACGCAGACAGUGAAGCCACAUCUCUGCAUGGGAUCCAGCUGGAGGCUGCCUGCGCCAGGGGGACCGUGUGAGGAUUACCUCUGUGAGAAACUCAUCCGAGUGGGAAGCGGCGAGGUGUGUGUGUGUGUGUGUGUGUGUGUUUGUGUGUAGGGGGGGUUAACCAGCUGGGCGGAGGAGAGGCGAUUCGGACAGGCAGGGAGAUGUGCUCCAUAAAUCAUCUGUGUUAUUACCCUGAGCCUCCUAUACAGGCUCAGGCAGCCUCCCGCUAAUCCCGCUGCCAAUCAACAGUCAUGAGACAGUCUGACGCGCAGCAGGUCCCCCGCUGGACAGUGCACAGGAUUUAGAACUCACACAUUUAGCUUCAGAUGGGAAGGUACAGUACAAAUAGGCGGGUAGUGUCUUGUCUUGGUGCCUUU
Molecule: messenger RNA, 5738 nt
Organism: Clupea harengus (Atlantic herring)
Lineage: Eukaryota; Metazoa; Chordata; Actinopteri; Clupeiformes; Clupeidae
Product: C-type lectin domain family 18 member C-like
Source: RefSeq, a predicted model, not a curated record